AAGAAAUCCCAACCCUCUUUGAUUGCAUAACCAGAACCCAAGGAACCCAAGGAACCCAGGCUAUCGACAUUAUCCUUCCUUCCUUCUCCUAAAAGGAGCCAGCCCGCCCAAAGUCACCCAGUCUCACACACUCAGUGACACAUUCAGCAAUACCCUUACCACCACCGCCGAUAAGAUCCUAUCCACACCUUUCCAAUGGUGGAUACCGAGCUGUCAAUUGCUGUCCUGCCUCCGCAGGAUCCAAGGCUUCAAUUGCUCUCCCCAAACCAAGGUCGUCUCCAGGGACAGAUACAAGACGACCCUUCGCUGUACCAGAAUCAGGACUACCACCGUCAGGACCAAGAGCAACGGCAGCAGCUCGAGGACAUCACACGGCAAUUCCUCAUGCAAGAUAUGGCCGCUGAUCCAACGGGCGUCGUCCAGGGGUCGCAAGCACUGCAUCACCACCACCACCACGGCGUCUCGUCCCUUUCAGGCGAGGCCGAAGAGGAGCUCAACAUUUACGAUUACAUUCAUGCAAAGCAGGAGGACGAAGAAGACGUCGAAGACCACGGUCACACCCUUGAUCAUGAUUCUAGCCCGCUAUCGAGCACACAUGUAGCCAAAGAUAACGUCUCCUCCCCUGCGACCGAUCCCUACGAGACCUUGUCCAACGUCCCCUCACCGGCCCAUUCUGCCUACUCUCCGUCCCCGCCAUCGUUCUCAGCCAUGUCUCCCUCGUCCCCACCUGCGUCCGCAUUCCCAUCCAGCGUUGACCAGCACGACAGUGCAGCAGCGGACGCUCUUGUCGGCAAGGACUGUCAGGCACAGGACUCAAUCCACAUCAAGCAAGAGGUCCUGGACAACCCAUCGCUCCUUCACCACUCCAGCUAUAUGGACACCUCCAUGGAGCUCUACACAGCCGGCGAUCCAUCUCCCCCUCAGGACCUGUUUCGUAUGCUAAUGGAGGAAUUACAGACCCAGGCUGCUAUUCAGCGCGAAAAGUUCUUUACGGCGACAACAGGGUCUGGCACAGGAAUGGACUCUGUCGAGUUUCUCUUCAAUGGCCCCCAGACCCAGGCACAGGCGGCGACGCAGGCAAAAGCAGUACCGCAUUUCAUGACGGAGAGUGCCACCAACCUCGGCAUGUUGUCCACCGGCUCAAAUGCGUGUCUCGAUCUGGAAACAGAACAGCAGGGACCGAGCGAUCUUGGUCCAACUUCGAUGCCCACGCCAAUGCAUCUUGACGAUCUUGCAGCCUCGGCACCGGGUUUGGAAACUACGUCAACGUCAACGUCGGCAGCGACAGCUCUGCAGGAUGUUACGAUGGAAACAGCGGAGCCUGAGGGUGAACUCCCCACUUCGCCAACAUACUCACCUUCUACUUCGGGCUCUGUUACACCGGAAUUGACGUCACCUCUCUUGCAUCCCACGACUGCAACCUCUUCAGCGGGAUGUUCGCCGGUCUCGCCAGUCUCGCCGUUGUUGCCCAAGGCAGCGACUGGACGCGUGGAUUUAGCAAGGACGGCAAAGCAACACUCAGAAUAUGAUGGCAAUAACACUGUUGCGACUCAUCAUCGGCCUAAAAGUAUUUCUUCGAUGAAGGAGCUAAGUAUUCAACCCGCUAUUGUACGCCAUAACAGGAGGAGGAGCGCAGCAGACGCCCUCAAGGAUGAACCGCCUAGCCCCAGCACCAUCACUAUCCUGCCGGCACCCACCAAAAAGAGAAAGCUUAGUCACAAUGUCGACAAUCGGGGGUCCAGCACAUCGCCAAGGCUUAGUGCUUUACCCUCGCCACCGUCCUCGGUCAGGACCACGCCACCAUUGCAACCCACAGCCGUGGACGUGUCCUCCAUUGUCGAGAAGUUGAACCUGCCCCCAGCACGGUUGGAUCAGAACGCGACUGCUCACGAUAGCCAACCUGUCACACCGACAUCACCCUCACCACAGGAGAAUGCCGCAAAGGGUGAUGGUCCAGAAGCAACGUCGCCCGAUGCUACCAUGGAUACACCAGCAGGAGAUUCAUUUAAAGCCCCUACCGAGUCGUCGGCGUCCGACUCAACAGCAGGCAAGAAAGCACGGUCGUCGAAUGCGAACAAUAAACGGCCCUGGACUGCCGAGGAGGAAAAGCUGUUGUUGAAGCUCGUGGACGAGUUGAUGCCGAUCAAGGAUAUUGCAGAGACAUUGAAUCGAUCUGUGCACUCUGUCCGGUCUCGACGACAGGUGUUGACGGACCCAGGGUUUGUCAAGGGCAAUGGACAUGCGCAACCUCGUCGAUCCAAACCGGACCCGUCAUCCAAGUUACCGACGUACUCGCAGAUGGCGUUCCUGUCGCUGGCACGGUUACCGGAGCUGCAGGGGACAUUGAACGAUGUUGCCAGCAUGGUGGAGAAGCUGUUCAGCAGGCAUCUGAACCGCAUCCCCCGAACAGGACAUAAGAACCUGCAGAUCUGGAGAGCGCAGAUCUCGGAUGCGUUGGCGCACGAGAAGGGACAUCCACGGCCGAGGUUCGAGAGCUUUGGGGUCAAGCGAGGAAGACAAUGGGUGUAUCGACUGACGAGCUUUGGUAAAGGCGUGAUGGAGGCCAUGGGUGGUGUGGACCAGAUAUGUGAGGAGCUGUUGAAGAAUAACGAGAUGGCUGGAUCGAGCUAUGGUCCCGACGGCGAGAGCAUAGGAAUGGGUGGUGCGGGUGCAGGUUUGGGCCAGGGCAAUGGGUACGGAUACAGCUAUUGUCCGGAGACGGGUCAUCUCAAGUCCGAAGCGGGUUCUUCGACAGGAUCGGGAUCGUCCAAUGGCUCGAGAUCGGACCGCAAAUCAUCGAUAUCGUCAGAGGAUUCGAAUGCGGACAAUGUAGCGGCGUCGAAUGCGAUUGCGAACGCGAUGGCGGCCAUGGCAGCGGGACUUGCGGCGAUGACGGCUGCGGAGGAUGAGAAGUCGGCAGCAGCAGCAGCAGCAGCAUCGAGCGCUGGUCAUGGCGUGAACAAGUUUAAGCCAGCCGAUGGUUUGGCCGGUGAUGGUCAGGUGAAGGAGAAGGCGGGCAGGAACAAGAAUGGAUCUGGCCCGAAAGCGACGUUGACGGUCUCUGGUGCUCGUCCCGGACGGAAACCGAAAGCUUAGAAGAAAAGAAAAAAAAGGACAGUUGUCCCUCCCUUCCCCCCUCCUCCUGUAGAUUCUGAAUUUUGGCUGACAGACAUCCUUUGUUGUCGGUCUUGUACAUAAAAAAAAUAAGACAGCGAACACUCUUUUUCGUUCGUCCGUCUGUAUUCGGAAGCAUUUCAGAGGUCUACAUGUACCAUGUGGCGGAUAGUAU
Molecule: messenger RNA, 3289 nt
Organism: Gamsiella multidivaricata
Lineage: Eukaryota; Fungi; Mortierellomycota; Mortierellomycetes; Mortierellales; Mortierellaceae
Exons: 1
Coding region: 196-3096 (966 amino acids)
Source: RefSeq, a predicted model, not a curated record